Molecule: messenger RNA, 936 nt
Organism: Tremella mesenterica DSM 1558
Lineage: Eukaryota; Fungi; Basidiomycota; Tremellomycetes; Tremellales; Tremellaceae
Exons: 2
Coding region: 1-936 (311 amino acids)
Source: RefSeq, a predicted model, not a curated record
AUGCGUCCUAUCGCCCAGGUCAGCUCUCUUAGGAGAUUUCAGACAGUACUCGUCAGACAACCCCGGAAACUGCAUUCCUCCCCAUCAAUCUACCAAGAGUCUACACCCACACCUGUUCCUUCUCCAACUGCUGCGAAUCUGCCCUCAGCCGACACCCCUUCAUCCUCAAGCGCCGAUCUGAUCGAUCUCCCAUCUGCAGAAGGACGUCAACGAUUACUACCAGAUUUAAGCUCAUAUCAACCUCUCCAAGUUUCGCGAGGCGCUCGCUUGGACCUCAGACAUUCGACGAGAUCUUCGGGAAGAAAUUUGAAUCGUGUUGGACCUUCCCAUGACGCCAAGGCGGAGAAUAUGAUGAAGAGUGAGAACGAUGGACGAAGAAGGAGAUCGGAUAUCAAGAAGUCGAUGCAGAAGGUACAGUCUGACAAUCUGAUAGACGGAGAAGGACCAUCGAAAGGAGUAUCCUUAAGGGAUAGUGGUCAAUCCGAGGAUGGGAGGGAGAUUGAUGAAGGGGAUAAAAACCUUGAUCGUUCGAGGUCAAAACGAGGGGGUCGGAAGAUGAAUCUUGGGGAGGGACGUGUGAGUAUGGACAUCAUAUCUGGGGAUACACCAUCUUCGACCAAACUUGAGCAGGGUAAGGACCAGAAACAGGAGCGACGACGAGGAGCAGAGAAAGUGGGGAAUCAAGGAAAGAAACGAGAGAAGAGAGAAUGGACCGGACGAGAAAACAAACCUCGACGACAGACCGGCAGUGAACAGAAGAGCACUCCAGACGUGGUGGGCGAGAAAAAGUUGAUUCUGACUGAAGAACAAAGGUUUUUCGAGUUGUUUGGGAAGACGAGUUUGAUCAGUCCUGUGAGGAGAGUUUCGAAGGAUGCGGAGAAGAAUGAUUGGGCCAAGGGUAUGGAGCCUGCUGAAGCUGGAAUGUAUCUUACGUAG